Molecule: messenger RNA, 2262 nt
Organism: Populus nigra (black poplar)
Lineage: Eukaryota; Viridiplantae; Streptophyta; Magnoliopsida; Malpighiales; Salicaceae
Product: 65-kDa microtubule-associated protein 5
Exons: 11
Coding region: 222-1934 (570 amino acids)
Biological process (GO): microtubule cytoskeleton organization
Cellular component (GO): cytoplasm; spindle
Molecular function (GO): microtubule binding
Source: RefSeq, a predicted model, not a curated record
CUUGCCCCAACAAAAAAAUCAGUAAAUCCCUUGGGAUCCCCUCUCUCUUUCUCUCCAUCCAAAAUCCAAAUGUAACGCUGCUGCUGCUGCUGCAAACACAAUCAGCCAUUCAUAAAAGGCAACAACACAACUGCACUGACACCCGUAACGCUUUCUCUCUCCAUCUGUCUCUAGGGUUUCAAGUUUUUCAUAAAAAAUUAUAGCACCUCUCUUUUUCGAAAAUGACAACUAUGCCCCCACCUUCUUCUACCACUGUCUCUCCUUCUCGCACCACUUGCGCCUCUCUCCUUCACGAAUUGCAGAUAAUAUGGGAUGAAAUUGGGGAGAACGAUGGCCAAAGGGACAAGAUGCUUCUACAGCUUGAGCAAGAAUGCCUUGAUAUUUACCGUAGGAAGGUUAAAAACACUAGGAAGUAUAAAGCUGAUUUGCAUCAGUUGUUGGCUGAUGCCAAAGCUGAAAUCGCGAACCUCGUUUCUGCACUUGGGGAAAAUGCCUCCUUGUUUUCACCGGGAAAGGGCCCACUAAAGCAGCAAAUAUCUGCUGUAAACCCUGUUUUGGAUGAAUUGAGGUUGAAGAAGCAAGAAAGAAUGAAGGAUUUUUAUGAGACAGAGACGCAGAUAGCUCGAAUUUGUGCAGAAAUAGCUGGCAGUGACCGGUCUUUUGAUUCUGCUGACCCAGAAAUUGAUGAGCGUGAUCUGACAGUGAAGAGAUUGGGGGAACUAAAGUCACACCUUAAGGAACUUCAAAAUGAAAAGAGUUUGCGGUUACAAAAGGUCAACAGCAGCAUUAAAACAGUUCACGAUCUAUCUGUGGUGAUGUCAAUCGAUUUCUUUAAGACUGUCAAUGAUGUUCAUCCUAGCCUGAGUGAUCCGUCAAAGGCUCAAUCAAAGAGCAUUAGCAAUGACGCACUUGCUAGAUUAACAAGCACAAUACAUUCACUGAAGCAAGAGAAGCAACAAAGGCUAGAAAAGCUUCAAGGUCUUGGACACAAACUGAUAGAGCUAUGGGACCUCAUGGACACGCCUGUUGACGAGAGAAGAUUGGACCAUGUCACUACCUUAAUCUCUGCCUCAGUGGAUAAUGUAUCCAGACUAGGGUGCCUCGCUGUUGAUGUUAUUGAGCAGACCGAAGUUGAAGUUGAGAGAUUAAAUGCUCUCAAAGCCAGCAAGAUGAAGGAAUUGGUGCUUAAGCGGCAGAAUGAGCUGGAGGAAAUCUAUAGAGGAGUUCAUAUGGAUGUAGAUAGUGAUGCAGCGAGGCAGAUUCUCAUCAGCCUCAUAGAAUCCGGUAAUGCUGAAAUGUCUGAGCUGCUUGCGAGCAUGGAUGAUCAAAUCACAAAAGCCAAAGAGCAAGCUCUUAGUCGGAAGGAUAUAUUGGACAAAGUAGAGAAAUGGAAAUUUGCAUCUGAGGAAGAGCAGUGGCUUGAUGAAUAUGAAAAGGAUGAUAAUCGGUAUAGUGCGGGAAGAGGAGCACACAGAAAUCUGAAACGUGCUGAGAAAGCACGGGCUCUGGUCAGCAAAAUACCAUCAAUGGUUGAAAGUUUGACUUCUAAAGUCAAGGCCUGGGAAUUGGAGAGAAAAGUCCCUUUCUUAUAUUACAAGGCUCCCCUCUUACAUACCUUGGAGGAACAUACCAUGUUAAGACGGGAGAGGGAAGAGGAGAAGCGUCGAUCUCGGGAGCAGAAACGUCUGCAAGAACAAUUUGCUGCAGAACAAGAGGCACUUUAUGGUUCAAGGUCAGCGAUUAAGAAGCCCUUGGGUCUGAGCACCAGUGCCAACACAAUGGCUGGAACACCGACUGCACGACGCGGGGUCACUCCUUUUGGCCAUCAUGCAAGCUCAGCUGGAAAGCAACGUAGAGAGAGCAGGGCUCAUAACGUAACGCCGAUAAACUAUGUUGCCCUUCCGAAGGAUGAUUCUGUUUCCCGGGGCUGCUAGUCUGUACACAUGCUUAUGACCUACUGUAAAUGAUACCGUACAGUUAGGAUGCUGGUUACAAUUCUCAUUUCCCCUAGUAUUUAUCUCUUGUUAAUGAGAAGAAAGGUGUCAACUUGUCUGUAUAAUCACAGAAGCGUACUCGGAUUAGCCUGAAUUAAGAGUAUAAUUUUUUUUUUUGCACAGUUCUGAGAUUCAGUUAAUUAGAAGAGUCAUGCAUUUCUGACUUCUGAGAUCUAGAGUUUGAGUUUCUUGUUUUUUAAAAACAAAUAAUUUGUCUUACAAUGAACUCAAGUUGCAAUUAAAGCAAUAAAUAAUCUUUCUUGUUCUA